This is a messenger RNA of Cyphellophora europaea CBS 101466, 513 nucleotides long. RefSeq lists its product as uncharacterized. The transcript is spliced from 2 exons. NCBI's taxonomy places the organism in Eukaryota, Fungi, Ascomycota, Eurotiomycetes, Chaetothyriales, Cyphellophoraceae. The record is from RefSeq and is a predicted model, not a curated record. The coding region runs from base 1 to 513 and encodes 170 amino acids.
AUGUCGUCCGGCGCCAAACCCUUGGUGGUCCACCACUUGCAAUACUCGCAAUCCGAGCGGAUCCCCUGGCUGCUGCACGAGCUGCGUCUCCAAGGUCAUCAGAUUCCAUACAAGCUGGUGCUUCAUCAACGCGCACCGCUCUUCAGCCCACCCGACCUUGCUAAGCUGCAUCCCAUGCACGCUGCUCCCGUCGUCCAGGUCGGCGACCUCACGUUGGCCGAAUCUGGCGCCAUCAUCGAGUACAUUGUUGAUGUGUACGCUUCAGGUGCGCUGAAGCUCCGUCCGGGAGAUUCUGGAUACGAGAAGUACAUUUACUGGUGGCACUGGGCCAACAGUAACUUGCAGCCCGUCAUCAUGCGAUGUGCGACGUUGCGGCAUCUGAAUCUCCCCGACGAUAACCCUGUCAAGAAGAGCACGUUGGAGCGACUUGCGAUAGCUCUAGGCCAUCUGGACAAGCACCUUGAGCAGAAUGUCUGGCUGGCAGGUGACGUUGCGGCGGUUUUGGGGUUUUGA